Messenger RNA from Phacochoerus africanus (Common warthog), 2055 nucleotides. RefSeq names its product ring finger protein 34 (gene RNF34). NCBI's taxonomy places the organism in Eukaryota, Metazoa, Chordata, Mammalia, Artiodactyla, Suidae. Gene Ontology annotation, molecular function: ubiquitin protein ligase activity. Gene Ontology annotation, biological process: proteasome-mediated ubiquitin-dependent protein catabolic process; negative regulation of extrinsic apoptotic signaling pathway via death domain receptors; protein K48-linked ubiquitination. Bases 132 to 1280 code for a protein of 382 amino acids. Gene Ontology annotation, cellular component: plasma membrane; cytoplasm. The record is from RefSeq and is a predicted model, not a curated record. The transcript is spliced from 6 exons.
ACGCUGGGUCGCCUCCGGAGGUCCAGUAAUCGCCGCCCAGAGGGAAGGAGGGUGGCGGUGCUAGGAGCUGCUAUGGUGCAGAGUUCCCCGGCAGAGCCGACCCGGACGCAGCGGUCGCGGCGGUCGCGGCCAUGAAGGCGGGUGCCACAUCUAUGUGGGCUUCGUGCUGUGGGCUGUUGAAUGAAGUCAUGGGGACCGGAGCUGUCAGGGGCCAGCAGUCAAGAUUUGCAGGAGGCACCGGUCCAUUCAGAUUUACACCAAACUCUGAUUUUUCUGCUUACCCACCAGCACCUACAGAAGGGCCUAAUAUAGUUUGCAAAGCCUGUGGACUUUCAUUUUCAGUCUUUAGAAAAAAGCACGUAUGUUGUGACUGCAAGAAAGAUUUUUGCUCCGUUUGUUCAGUCUUGCAAGAAAAUCUCCGUAGAUGUUCCACUUGUCACUUACUACAAGAGACGGCCUUUCAGCGCCCUCAGUUAAUGCGACUCAAGGUGAAGGAUCUACGGCAGUAUCUCAUUCUUAGAAACAUCCCCAUCGAUACCUGCCGAGAGAAGGAAGACUUGGUAGAUCUCGUCCUGUGCCACCACGGGCUGGGCUCUGAGGACGACCUGGACACAAGCAGUCUGAACUCCUCAAGGUCCCAGACUUCUAGCUUUUUCACAAAUUCAUUCUUUUCAAACUAUACAGCCCCGUCUGCUACGGUGUCUUCAUUUCAGGGAGAGCUUCUGGGUCUAGAUCGGACCUUAGGAUCUGGAGCGCGGGCACAGGUGCAAAGUGAAGUAGCUUCAGCAAACACAGAAGAUGAUGAGGAGGAGGAGGAAGAUGACGAUGAUGACGACGACGACGAUGAUGAUGAUGAUGAUGAUGAUGAUGAAAACUUGGAGGAUCAGACUCCUGGCCUCGCUAAGAAGGGAGUGAGAGCUUCUCUGUCUGACUUGUCAAGCCUUGACGAUGUGGAAGCGAUGAGCGUGCGCCAGCUGAAGGAAAUCCUGGCUCGGAAUUUUGUCAACUACUCUGGCUGUUGUGAAAAAUGGGAGCUAGUAGAGAAAGUAAACCGAUUAUACAAGGAGAAUGAAGAAAACCAAAAGUCAUAUGGCGAGCGGCUGCAGCUGCAGGAUGAGGAAGACGAUAGCCUGUGUCGGAUCUGCAUGGACGCUGUCAUCGACUGCGUCCUACUCGAGUGCGGGCACAUGGUCACCUGCACCAAGUGUGGCAAGCGCAUGAGCGAGUGCCCCAUCUGCCGCCAGUACGUGGUGCGUGCUGUGCACGUGUUCAAGUCCUGAGGCUGGGCCCCCCCCAACCCCCGUGGACGCUCGCCCCCCCCCCAACCCCCAGUCUUGGGGCCCAGAUGUCCCAGUGCACUGUAGGGACUGGGGACUCCCUGUUGAAAAGCCGGAGCUAUAUUAGAAAACUAUUUUCACUACUAACGGUGGAAUGGAAAAACUCAUCCUAAGUUGUGGCAACACUGGUCCAGGCCAUGGGCCAGUCAGCCUCAGGACGUGCUGCUUCCAGGUCCUGCCAGGCUUCUCUCAUUACUAAAUGCUGACGUCAGACUGCUUAUGGCAUCAGCUCCUGCUCCCUUUGUAGGACACUUCUCCUGUUCUUAUUUCUCCUUCAUCCUAUUUUUAACUGAAUCUACUCAAUGUUGGAAAAUUCUGUUCUCUAGAGGAGAUCACUGUCUGCAAGCUGCCGACAUGGUACACACCGGGCAGUGGUACUUCUGAAUGUUCCUGUUAUUAGUUGUGUAUAUUUUCAGUGCUACUAUUUGAUGAAUGUAAGUUUCCACAUUGUUGCUCUUUCUGCCAUUAAAUCUAAUUGGGAACCACUAACAUUCUCUAGUCAACUGCCAGGGCCUUAGAUUAAACAUGUCCAUUUUUGUUCAGGUACAGCUUUUUAUAGCAAGGGCUGCAUCUAGCGUCUUUCAUUAGAGAAGUGUGUGUGUUAAAUUCUUUAUUCAUAAGUAAUCAGUUUACACCGUUUUGUAUAGUGAAAGUGUAUUUUCAGUGCUACCUGCUAGCUAAUUUAAACUUUAGAAAUAAAAUUAGAUUUUCAAAAAUG